Molecule: messenger RNA, 2062 nt
Organism: Dalotia coriaria
Lineage: Eukaryota; Metazoa; Arthropoda; Insecta; Coleoptera; Staphylinidae
Product: protein SPT2 homolog
Biological process (GO): transcription by RNA polymerase I; nucleosome assembly
Cellular component (GO): nucleolus
Molecular function (GO): DNA binding; histone binding
Source: RefSeq, a predicted model, not a curated record
UAAUUCGCUGCCAGCGAUUGGCAUUGUUGCUGCGCUUAUGUCAGUUUCCUGUGCUGCGCUGAUCUGUCUUCAACGUUUCCGUUCGCCUGCUGUCUCGUGCGAUGUGACUAGAUGUAAAAUUACCGUCUAGAUGACCCACAGGUGACAUAAGUAUUGGCGAUAGUGAUACGCAGUACACAAGAUGAAUUUCGAACGAACCAUUCAGACGGCGGUGCAGAAAACUGCUCAAAAUAGCAAAAAUCAGGUCCGGUACUAUUCCACCAAAUUUGAGCCUCCGAAAAAAUUGGAACGCACUAAGAAGCUUUCCGCGAAUAUCCAAAAGUUUCUUGCGCGUAAGGAGGAAGAAGAGAAGCAGAAAUCCAUCGAAGCUCGCGACCGACGCGAUAAGCUGCUGGAAUUGCGAUCGCAUGAUAAGAAAGCAACGCGGCGUGUAAAUGUCAUGUUAAAAAGGACCAAGUCUGCCAAUCAGUCAGCUAUACAGGAUGCAGUUACUGACCACACUAGUAUCACCAUAGGUGGCGGGCCAAGCCAACCAGACGAAGAUGAUUACGGCUACGUAUCGCAAUCCGCCGCUGAUUAUUACAACAAAAUGAUGGAGAAGUACAGCAGCAUGCCUGAUGAGAAAAAAUGGGAUUUCACGAAAAAGAAAACAAAUGGCAGUCUAUCCAGUACGAAAAACAGGGUGAAAGAUGCAUUGAAUAGGGAAGAAGAGGAAGCUAUGCAGCCACAUCGACGAAAAAGAAAACACGCUGACGGAGAGUCCACAAACGAACCAAUUAUUGGUGAAGAUAAAUAAAAAGAAGAAAAACCGAAACCGAAGAUAAAAGCAGCUCCGGUGAUUAAUUUUAAUGAUUUAUUAAAAAUAGCUGAGAAGAAACAGUUUGAACCUAUCAAAGUAGAACCCAAAAAGGAGAAGAAGGAAGAGGAACGUCUCCUCACCAAGAAACAAAAACGCGAACAAGAGAAAGAGCGUGAAUAUCGCGAGCAACGUGAAAAACGCGAGAGGGAACGAGCUGCGGGUGGAAAUCCCGCGCGGAUUCCGAAAUUAAUAACAGCCGAAACAAAAUCUCCAGCGGUGCCUACGAAACCCAAUGGAUCUGCAAGUACAAUCGAUAGGAAACCAAUUCCACAAACAAAUUCAGCCAAUCUACAGCGAGGAACAAGCGCAAUCAAAAAGGCACCACCUCCAAAAUGUGAUAUUAACAAUAAGCGAUCUGAGUUACCCAAAACAGCAAUUAGAGAUGCGAAUAGUAAACAGAUACCUAGAGAUCCAGCGCGGAAACCUACCACGUCGAUGUCGAAUGGUACUUCUUCAGGUGCACGUCCACUAGUUAAAGAUAACAAACCGAAAGAAUUCCCACCGCGUGAUUUGAAACCCAAACAAUUCCCUCCAAGGGAUUUGAAACCCGCUGGUGGAAGACAAUUUCCACCUGAAGAUGUCCGUAGGAAUGGACCGCCUGUUAAACGGAAAGGUAUGCCUGCAGUCAAAGGUAGGAUUUAUGACGAUUCCGAUGAAGAUUACGAUUCGGAAAUGGACGAUUUCAUCGAUGAUGGCCCUGAAGAAGAAGAGAUUUCCAAACAUAUUCGUGAAAUGUUUGGCUACGAUAAACGAAAGUAUAAAUAUAUUGACGAUGAUGAUGAUAAUAUGGUAUCGUCGUUUGCGCAGCAGAUGCGCGAAGAGGUAAUAAGCACCAAGUUGGGUAUCAUGGAAGAUUUAGAAGAACAGCGCAAGGAGGAAGAACACAAUCGGCGGAAGGCGCUGAUGCGGAAAAAAAGGUAGGACUAUUUCUCGUGCCUAAAUUUAUCUGAAAAAAAAAAUUGGUUAAUUUGAUUGAAAAUUUGCAUUUUUUUUGAAUAUCACUUCGUUUUUUGUGGAUUUCUAUGAAGUAUUUGUACAUAAAAGGGUUAAAUUAUGUAUUUGUUAACGUUUGUAACACGCAAAUCAUUGGGUAACAAGUAAAUUUAACAGUUUUAAAGCUACAGGGUGAUGCGCAGAUGUAAAUUCAUACAUUUUGUACUUUAAAAUAUAAGAGAACGUCGAGAAUUAAACGCAUUGAUUCAA